UCAAUUCUUGUCGUUGCAAAUUUACUCUGUUUCUUGUUUAAAAUCUGCUAUGGUGUAGACAGCAUAACUCCAUCCCAACCUUUAAGCGAUGGUAACACCAUAGUGUCAGAGAAGGAAAAUUUGUACUGGGUUUCUUCAGUCCUGGAAGUUCCAAGAAUCGUUACUUGGAAAUUUGGUUCAAGAGUAUCCCAGUUCAAACUGUUGUUUGGGUUGCAAACAGAGUUAGCCCAAUCAACGAUUCAUCUGGGAUUUUGAUGAUAAACAGCACUGGAAAUCUUAACCUCAUUCACAAUGAUUCGGUUGUUUGGUCAGCAAGCACUUUGAAAGAAGCUCAGAGUCCAUUGUUACAGCUCUUGGAUACCGGGAAUAUUGUGGUAACAGAUGACAAUUCAGGAGACUAUUUGUGGCAAAGCUUUGACUACCCAACUGAUACAAUUUUAGCAGGAAUGAAACAUGGUUGGGAUUUAAAGAGACGUCUCAACAGGCGCUUAAUUGCAUGGAAGAACUGGGAUGACCCAUCUCGUGGAAACUUUAUUUUUGAGAUGACACUUCAUAACUACCCAGAAGCUUAUUUGUGGCAAGGCUCAACUAUAUACUUCCAUACUGGUCCUUGGAAUGGCUAUGGCUUCAGUGGUUCACCUGGACUAAAGUCAAAUCCAGUGUUUGCCUUCGAAUUUGUGUUCAAUCAAGAUGAGAUCUACUUCAUGUAUACCCUCAAACAGGCACUCCUUCCAAGAGCACUUCCCAACCAAACUAACUCUAUGUUUCAACGCUUCACAUGGACAGAACAAAGUUGGAAGCUUUAUGCAUCUCUGCCUAUGGACCGCUGUGAUACCUAUGCCCUUUGUGGGGUUUAUGCAAGGUGCCUUGUCACUGACUCUCCGGUCUGUCAAUGUUUGAAGGGAUUCAAUGGAUUGGUCCCAAGGAUGUGUACGCGGUAAACCAUUGAGCUGCGAGGACAAAAGUACACAUGGGUUUCUUACAUUUCCUGGAUUGAAACUCCCAGAUACCACACACUCGUGGGUAAACACAAGUAUGAAUCUGAAGGAAUGCAGGGCAGAAUGCUUGAAUAACUGUUCUUGUAUGGCUUAUACAAACUCAGAUAACAAAGAAGGUACUGGCUGCGCUAUCUGGUUUGGUGAUUUAGUAGAUAUUAAACAGUUUCCAGCUGGUGGACAGGAUCUAUACAUUCGAAUGCACCCUCCAGAACUAGGUAUGGAAGAUGGUCAUAAGAAGAAGAUAACAGUGCUAGUUGUGUUCCGUUGUGAUAGCUUCUGGAAUGCUCUUGAGAAUCAGGAAAAACUUAAAAGAGAAAAUGGAGAGAAGUAGAACAACUAGUCAUAGCAGCAGGCGUAGAGAAGAAGAUAUGGAGCUUCCAAUGUUCGACUUGUCCACAAUUUCUAGAGCCACCGAUGACUUCUCACUUAACAACAAACUUGGAGAAGGUGGUUUUGGACCAAUAUACAAGGCUGUAAUAGAUGGACAAGAAAUUGCUGUGAAGACGCUUUCUAGGAGCUUGGGACAAGGACUGAACGAAUUCAAAAAUGAAGUUAUACUGAUUGUAAAACUUCAACAUCGAAAUCUUGUUAAGCUUCUUGGUUGUUGCAUUGAGGGAGAAGAGAAGAGUCUGGACUUUCAUUUUUGGUAUGAAACCCUCUGAAC
Quercus lobata is the source of this 1662-nucleotide messenger RNA. Its product is annotated as G-type lectin S-receptor-like serine/threonine-protein kinase SD1-1. The transcript has 4 exons. Gene Ontology annotation, cellular component: plasma membrane. The record is from RefSeq and is a predicted model, not a curated record. Bases 1280 to 1660 code for a protein of 126 amino acids. NCBI's taxonomy places the organism in Eukaryota, Viridiplantae, Streptophyta, Magnoliopsida, Fagales, Fagaceae. Gene Ontology annotation, molecular function: ATP binding; protein serine/threonine kinase activity. Gene Ontology annotation, biological process: protein phosphorylation.